This is a messenger RNA of Stegodyphus dumicola, 1295 nucleotides long. Its product is annotated as small ubiquitin-related modifier-like. The record is from RefSeq and is a predicted model, not a curated record. Gene Ontology annotation, molecular function: protein binding. Lineage: Eukaryota; Metazoa; Arthropoda; Arachnida; Araneae; Eresidae.
AGCGCCCUCUUCACGUGCAGUGUCGCUAUUGUGAGAUCACCGAGUAUUCGGAGCGUUAUUUCUUUCGCUUUGUCCCUUGCUGGAUUUUUGAAUUUGCCUGUGAUAAAAAUUACGGUGGUGGACUAUAUUGUAGUUUUUUUUUUAAGUAAUCGUAAUAUUUUACGGAUACUUCUAGUUUAAUUUUAUCGUAACUUUCAAUUUUAAAUUGUAAUAUGGCUGACCAACACCAGGAGCAGAAGACCGAAGGUGAUGGUGGAUCUGAAUAUAUUAAAUUAAAAGUUGUAGGACAGGAUUCUAAUGAAAUUCAUUUCCGUGUCAAGAUGACAACACAGAUGGCCAAGCUCAAAAAGUCCUACAGUGAUAGAGUGGGUGUACCAGUAACAUCACUUCGCUUUCUUUUUGAUGGUCGAAGGAUUAAUGAUGAUGAAACACCUAAACAGCUUGAGAUGGAGAAUGAUGAUGUUAUUGAAGUAUAUCAAGAACAGACUGGAGGAGAAAUUUGAAAACCAUUUUGAUAGCAAUGAGCUGUAUAGCUUUUCGGACAUUCAUUUUUUUUUUUUUGUCUGAGGUGCAGACGCUCUCUUCAUUAUUUUGUAUGUUAUCAUCAUAUGUAAUCACUUCUGGAAACUUCACAUUUGUUUUUAGAAUAUCAGUCAUCCAUGUUUUUCAGCUUAUGUUAUACCGAACUUCUGCCGUUUAUAGUAAUUUUCUUCCCAAGCCUUAUAAAAAGCAUUUUAAGUUGUGACUUGAGUUUUGCUUCUACAUAUGUUUUUUAAGCUAAGUACUAAAUUUUAAGCAUGUAAGUAAGUGUUACGAUGUCAGUGAUGGAAAUUGUAGUUGUUUCAUCCAGUUAUGUGAGAUACAUUUCGUUUUGUAUACCAUUGUCAGUUUUGUGUUAUAAGCCAUUAUUUUAACAGUAUGUAAUUGAAAAAUAAUUAAACAAAAUUCAUUGUACAGCUUGAAAUUUUAUGCCAAAUCAUUAUAAAGACUCAUAAAACACAGGGAAAACAAAGGGAUUCUUUCCUUACCCCAUUAAGUAGAUAUUUACGUAAAUGUUCUGUAUUUUACUAAUAGUAAUGAAUUUCUAUAUAUACAUGUAUCUGUUUUAAAUUUUGCUCAUCUCUUGAAUUUCGUAGCACUUCUAAUGUAAAUGUGAUUUUGUUUUCGAUUUAAAUACAAAAUAUAAUUAAUUUUUUCCAUAUAACCAGAAUUGUCUUAUUUAUAUAAAAAUACAUAAUUGAUAAAACAAUGUUUGUAUUUCAUUUAGUUGAUAAAUAAACCAUUAUUAAAUUCCA